AUGGGAAAUGACACUAUGAGUAAAGCACUCAACCAAAUUUCCAAGUCAUCUUUCAUGCGCUGGAUUGAAGGAGGGAGACUUCCUCGGCGGUUCAUUCAACCAACAUUCACCUUGUAUAACGGUAGAACAUACCCUAUAGAGCAUGUUAGCUACUUCAAUCAAAUGAUGGCUGUAAAUUCCAAGAAUGAAGCCUUGAUGUGCAAGGUAUUCCCACCCAGCCUAGGGCUUGUGGCGAUGAGGUGGUUUGACAGUUUGAGAGUAGGUUCCAUUGAUUCCUUUAAGGAACUCACCCAAGCGUUUGGGUCCUGCUUUAUUACAUGCAGUAGGGUUCCUCGACCUUUGGCUUCCUUAUUAUCUUUGUCCAUGAGAGAAGGAGAAACCCUGAAAACAUAUUCGGACAGAUAUUGGGAGACGUUCAAUGAGAUAAAUGGUGAUUUCGAUGAUGUAGCCAUCAGUACUUUCAAGCUCGGCCUACCUACCGAGCAUGGUUUAAGGAAGUCUUUGACUGGGAAGCCUGUUACCAGUAUACGCCAUCUCAUGGAUCGGAUUAACAAGUAUAAGAGGGUUGAAAAAGACCAGCAACAAGAUAAAGGGAAGGGAAAAGUUAUCCCUUAG
Messenger RNA from Quercus lobata, 615 nucleotides. RefSeq lists its product as uncharacterized. The transcript has a single exon. The coding region runs from base 1 to 615 and encodes 204 amino acids. Lineage: Eukaryota; Viridiplantae; Streptophyta; Magnoliopsida; Fagales; Fagaceae. The record is from RefSeq and is a predicted model, not a curated record.